UGUACUUGUUAUUUGAAGUUUGGGAUUAGGUGUACUAGAAGUUUGGAGGUGUAAAAUUUAAAGAAACAGAAGAUUUUUUUUUAUCAAUAUGUAUUUUGCCAACAGGUCGAAAAUACAGAUUCCGUGAGGCUGGCAUCAUGACGUUGCACUGGUGGAUGCACUGGUUUUGGGUGACGACUCUGCUCAUCUUAUGUGAGAGCAGUGGAUCUACUCUAGCUGCGCCCCAAUCUGAAGAACUGCAACAUAUGACCACCGACGUGGAACAACAAAGAACACCAGAGCGGCAACCGCGGGCGAUGUACUUCACGAAGACGCCUCCAGCGUCUACUCCCAGGACUAUAGUAAACAUUACUAUCAACCAAACAGAGAGAGAGACAGAGAGAACCACAACAAGCACUAGCACGGAGGCCACGACACCAGAAAUCGUGCAUCCCUCUAUACAAUGGGUACCUGCAAAUACUACAGAUAUCACUAACAUAACAAAAUCGAAAGACGACACACUAAUCACUAAUUCUACUGUAACUUCCAACGUCACUGAAACACAGAAUUCAACGUUUGCGUCAAAGAAACGCAAUCUGACUAGACCCGAUUUAGUGAAAGGCGGACCGAACGUGGAAGGUGUUUCGGAGAGCAAAAUCGUGACUGAGAAACCUCUGUCUCUUGAGACGUCCUUCCUUCAGACUCGGAUACCACCUAACGUGGAGUCUUCUAGAAGAGUGAUAGACCCAGGGGAAGGGGAUAUGGACAUGGGGGCGAUAGCUGGCAUAUCGUUCGCGGCGUUGGUGUUGGCUGCGUUGGCCGGCAGCACAGCUUUUGUACUUUACAGAAGACGAUACCUGAAUAAACCGCAGACAUUGAAUGAUAAAUGUUCUAACCCCGACUCCAGCGGGUAUCUUGACGACAGCACAAUAAGGGACAAUUCCGAGGAGAUGUACAGCUUGGACAAUGAUUCGUUCCUCAACUCUUUGGAAGCGAUGACUAUACAAAACUACUGGACGGACACGGUCAAACAUACCAAAUUGUGAACGACGCUCCAGACGAGCAGAGUAGUAAUGAGCUCACCUUGAUAAUAUCGGUGUUUAAAUUAAAUACACGUAAAGUAGGUGGAUAUUGGUAAUUGGCGUCUUGACGAGAUAAUUAUAAUUUAACCUCCUUAUUAGGUUAGAUUGCACGUAUAUAAUAAAUACGUUUCCAUUCAAACACCAGUUAAAUACGAUUGCUGAAAUAAUUAAAAAAGUUUUAAUUCUUGCGGCAAUUGAAAAUGAAACUUUCAUUGCGCAAGAUGUGUCGCCAUUUUUAUUGAUGUGAUUACUAUUACACAAACCAAUACUUGACAAAUGUUCAUUGGUGAUUGAAAUAAAACCUUUAUCAGUAAUUUGUGUGCUGACAUGGAAAUUUCAUAUAAUUUCAUCCACUUAUAACAAUCAAUCAUCGAAAUAUAUGACCCACAGUCUAUGCUUUAGUUAAAGGGUUGAAUUUGGAGAGUAUGGUCUGAAGAUUUUUUUAUUGCUUCUUUGAGGCAUCCUCCGGCAAUGCGGGGAAAGUUUGGAGCAAUGAAAAAUACAGAAUCAUUCAUAUGAUCAUUAGGGCAUACUGAACAAUUUUAUAUAGUAGAUGUUAACAUUAUUGGAGACUCAAAUGUUGUCAUCAAAAUUAGAGUGAAGAAUUUAAUUGACUAAUUAUAAAAAUUUGAUUAUUUAUAAUAUUCUAUAUUUAAUAUUAAGCGUCUAUGAAAUUAGAAACAAAAUUUUUAAAAUCACCUUAGAAUUUUAAUUAAUAAUAAUGGUAACAUUAAUAUUUUUGUGGUUCAUCAAAUAUGUACAAGAAAUUAUUUAGAUUGUCUCCGAAACCUCUUAUUAAUUGAUGCAGAACAUUAUUGUGAUAUAAUGUUUAUAUACAUUAUUUAUAAAAAAAUUAUCUUGUAUCUAGAAAUGUAUGAAAACAUUUCUAAGACGCAAGAAAUUUUAUUAUCAGAAAAUAUAUUAACGUGUGGAUUUUGUUUUACAAUACUUUCACUUAAUUGAAAUAAUGAAAAAUUCUUGAUGAAGUAACCAAAGCGGGAUGGUAAUAUACCUACAUGAGUA
Molecule: messenger RNA, 2084 nt
Organism: Diatraea saccharalis (sugarcane borer)
Lineage: Eukaryota; Metazoa; Arthropoda; Insecta; Lepidoptera; Crambidae
Source: the annotation of a GenBank genome assembly